Ambispora gerdemannii is the source of this 444-nucleotide messenger RNA. The record is from the annotation of a GenBank genome assembly. Lineage: Eukaryota; Fungi; Glomeromycota; Glomeromycetes; Archaeosporales; Ambisporaceae.
AUGAGUGAAGAAGUUAAAUUUUCGCCGGAAACUAAAGUAAAUAUACCUACCGAAUCUUAUGUUUCCCCAAAAAACAAUCCCAAAAUCAACUCUCCGAAGCUCUAUCCAUUAAAGAAAAUGCUAUUGAAAGAAAAGUUUAAAGAGGUUAUUAACAAAUUAACUAUGCAUUUCACUGAUUCUCCAAAGGUAGAUCUAUAUUUUAGCGUAGAUAAGGAGGGUGGGCAUCAGACUGACACUUAUUGGGUUUUCGAUUCACAUUGUUCACUAUGUAAAGAAAAUCAUAUGAGUUUGAAAGAUCCAGGGAUUCCAUUCGAUGAGGUACUAGAAGCCUAUCCCGAAAAUUCCAAAUUAAUUCAGGAGUUAAAGACUCAAUUCUUCACAUCACCUAUUCCUUGGAAUAAUGCACUUAAAUUUCUAAAUAAAAGCAUAACAGUGGAGGCAUGA